Messenger RNA from Venustampulla echinocandica, 993 nucleotides. RefSeq lists its product as uncharacterized. The transcript has a single exon. Lineage: Eukaryota; Fungi; Ascomycota; Leotiomycetes; Helotiales; Pleuroascaceae. The record is from RefSeq and is a predicted model, not a curated record. Bases 1 to 993 code for a protein of 330 amino acids.
AUGGUUAACAUCCUCAUCCUCGGAGCAGCAAGCCCCACUAGCCAAACUCUUUACAAGUCGUUGCCUCGCUCCGGCAACCACUGUGUGUACUGCCUAGCACAAACUCCAGAAAGAGCUCGGCCUCUAGGGGUCAUCUCAAUUCCAGGCGACCUCUUUAACAAUGCGAAAAUUCAGGAAGGAAUCGAAGCGCAUUCUAUCAAUGUAGUCGUCGGUGUCGUCGGUGCCCUAGCUUUUCCGCUACAAGCUCUGCUCGCGGAGCUAAAGAGACUCGGAAGAGCUCGUCUAGCUACUGCUUCUGAUGCCGGAAAGGAGAUUACGAAACUCGGGUUCAUCUACUGCUCAGGGAUUGGGGUUACUCGCGAUAGCAACAAGCCGGACGAAGAUAUAUUCCCCAUCGGACUUCCAAAUUCGCGGAAACCACCCGCUCAGCGGAUAUCGUGGCUCCCGAAAUUUGAGCAAGAUGUUGUGGACGUCUCCGACGUGCUCGCCGUCAUGGUCAUGCGAUCAGCGUUGGUAUAUGGAUACGCCCACCCGAACUGGUCGAGGUUCUUCAAACCCAUCAGCAAGGCUGUACGCUCCGGUGCCACAUCCGUCUCCCUUCCUGCGGAACCACAUAGUCGACCAGGACUUGUCCAUGCGAUUGAUGUAGCAUCUGGGCUCCACGCAGCUAUAGACAAACUGGCUUCCGUCUCCAGAAAUCAUCUGUAUCCCGUCUUCGAUCUGGUAACGAGCCAAGAGAGUAUGAGAGACAUUUCAGAGUCUGCUGCGAAGGAGCUUGGGUUUAAAGGAAAAGUAAAGCUCGUUGGCGUCGGGGAUGAUAGGAUGGCAAAGGCGAUGUGCACGUCUAUAAAUGGUUCUUCAGCGCGAGCGAGAUUGAUCUUGGGUUGGGAGCCAAAGAAAAUUGGAUUUGUCCAGGGGAUGGAUAUCUAUGCAAAGGCUCACGCAGCUUCCAGGUCAUACCAGCUUACGUUCUUGUCGUGGCUUUUAGCUUAA